Funneliformis geosporum is the source of this 384-nucleotide messenger RNA. NCBI's taxonomy places the organism in Eukaryota, Fungi, Glomeromycota, Glomeromycetes, Glomerales, Glomeraceae. The record is from the annotation of a GenBank genome assembly.
AUGAAUACGCUUUUUACUACUAUCACCAAAACCGCCCCCAUCAUCCUUAUCUAUAUUUUCACUCACACUGUUGUUAUAUUGGUUAAAAACAUGGAACUAAAAAUCGGAGCCGGAUUAUUACCUGCUAGCCGUUUCUGGGCACUUCCAGUAAUUUUCUUGGUUAUUUUCUUAUUUAACUUUUUCUCGGUCAAUGUCGGAGGUGCCUUUUUCAAAAUUAUGGCUAAGCACUUGAAAAGCCUUUCGACCAAUACCUUGGCUUACAGUGUAACGGUCGGGUUUAUGGCUCGCUUUUUAGCCUAUGGUGUUUCGCCUCUUUCCGGAAAUCUCCAAAUGAGCUUAACCGCCACUAAAUUAUCCUAUAAGGACUAUAUAAAAAAGACAUGA